AGUAAACACGUAUAAAAAACAGGUGCGCAGGCUGAAGAAAGCUGCGAAAAAUGUUCUGUUCGUCAACGCUGGAGACUUUUAUCAAGGGACUCUAUGGUACUCGAUACUUAAACACAAGAUUGUGUCUGCAGCAAUGUCUCAAAUGUCCUACGACGUGGUGUGCCUAGGAAAUCAUGAGUUCGACGACGGACCGCAGGGACUGGCUCCAUUUCUUUGGAAAAUGAAAGAGGCCCAGGUUAGGGUUCUGGGGACAAACCUUGACACGUCUGCUGAGCCGAGCUUUCAAGGUAUCUCCCUGCCAAGGUCCACAGUGUACAAUAUCGAAGGACACCAGGUUGCGUUUCUGGGUGUCGUUACAACGGAAACCAUAACAAUCGCCAAACCAGGUCGCAUCAGGAUACUGCCGGAAAUUGAGAGUAUAAACGACGAGAUUCGCCGUCUCAAGGAGAAGCGUAUAAAUAUAUUUUUCCUAAUAAGUCAUGUUGGCUUCGACGUUGACCAAAAAAUUGCCGCCGCAUGCCCAGAUCUCGAUCUUAUUAUAGGUGGGCACACGAACACGUUUUUGUACACAGGCAAGCCACCGGUCGACGAUAAGCCCGAAGGACCGUACCCGGUCGUCUAUAAGCGGCCAGAUGGAACACAGUGUCUUAUUGUGCAAGAUUUCCGCUUUGGAAAAUACCUCGGCUAUCUCCGGAUGGAAAUAAAUCGAAACGGAGUGAUCACACACUGGGCUGGUGCUCCUAUAUUGCUGAGCCAGGACGUACCACAAGAUAUGCAAGUUCUAAAUAGCAUGAUGCCAUACAAAAAAAUUGUGGACGAAGCGAUCAUGAGAAGUGUGGGCUCCACAAAAGUAUUGCUGGAAGCUGACGAAAAGCUGUGCCGAUACAAGGAGUGCAAUUCUGUGAACCUGAUGGCCGACGCUUUUCUUGACUUCUACACCAACAGGAAUAGCCCUGUGCCAUGGGCAUGGUCUGUAGUAAACGCUGCCGUCAUCAAUGGAGGCAUCGCGAGGGACACUAUCCGACAGAAAGCGAACGUCACACUAGGAGACCUGCUGGGGGCCAUGCCGUACGACAGUGACUUGGUCGUGAUGGAUAUGAGCGGAAAAGAUCUGUAUAAUAUGUUCGAAUACGGAGUUAGUGAUUUUACGUGGUAUCCUGACUUGAAUGGAAAAUUUCUGCAAGUAUCAGGUGCACGCGUUGUGUACGACUUCCGCCAGCCAAAUGGUCGAAGAGUUGCAUCACUGAAGAUACUUUGUGCCAAUUGUAGUGUGCCGGUGUACCAACCAGUUAGGUAUAACAAUGUAUACAGCAUUGUGACGACUUCAUUCAUCGCAAGCGGAGGCGACGGAUUCAAGUUUGGUUCCGGUGUUACUAAGCGCACGGAAGGUGUCAGCGCGAUAGAUGUAUUUUCGAAGUACUUCAGCAAAAUCUCUCCUGUCAAGACUCCUGAAGAGGACAGAGUCAUUGUGCUGAACCUUCCGAAAAGAGGAUGAGGUUCACCAUGACAAAAAAUGAAAUAUCACAAGUGUAUUUCCUCUAUAUAAAACUUUUAACUCAA
Messenger RNA from Dermacentor silvarum, 1560 nucleotides. RefSeq names its product protein 5NUC. Gene Ontology annotation, cellular component: plasma membrane. The transcript has 8 exons. Lineage: Eukaryota; Metazoa; Arthropoda; Arachnida; Ixodida; Ixodidae. Bases 134 to 1495 code for a protein of 453 amino acids. Gene Ontology annotation, biological process: AMP catabolic process. Gene Ontology annotation, molecular function: 5'-nucleotidase activity; nucleotide binding; metal ion binding. The record is from RefSeq and is a predicted model, not a curated record.